AUGGCGCCCUUGGUGACACUGGCGACUUGUGCGCUCAACCAGUGGAGUCUGGACUUUGAAGGAAAUCUGAGACGCAUCAAGCAGAGUAUCAUCAAAGCUAAGGAAGCCGGUGCGACUCUGCGCGUUGGCCCUGAAUUAGAAAUCCCUGGUUAUGGCUGCUUGGAUCACUUCUUGGAGACAGAAGUCUAUGAGCACUCAUGGGACUCACUCUACUCCAUCCUGACUGAUGAAACUUUGCAUGGGAUCAUGAUUGAUGUAGGAUUGCCUCUGCUCCAUCGGAAUUGCAGAUACAAUGCCCGCGCCAUCAUCCUCGAUGGGAAGAUCCUAUGUCUUCGCCCAAAGUUGUACCUUGCCAAUGAUGGAAACUUCCGCGAGAUGCGUUUCUUCACACCAUGGAAUCGACCUCGCCAUGUGGAGCAGUACUAUCUCCCACCGAAAAUUCAGAAGCAUCAGGGAUGUCGACAUGUCCCGAUCGGUGAUGUUGUUCUCUCGACAAUUGACACGUGCCUGGCAGCGGAGACCUGCGAGGAGCUAUUCACGCCUAAUAGUCCCCACAUCAAUAUGGGUCUGAAUGGUGUUGAAAUCUUCACCAACAGUAGUGGAAGUCACCACUCUCUUCGCAAGCUAGAUGAACGAAUUGCUCUCAUUCAAGAAGCUACUCGUAAGAAUGGUGGCGUCUACUUGUACUCCAACCAACUGGGAUGUGAUGGAGAUCGGCUGUACUAUGAUGGAUGUGCUAUGAUCUUCGUGAAUGGCGAUAUCGUCGGCCAAUCGAGCCAAUUCUCUCUAAAUGAGGUUGAGGUCAUUGUUGCAACUGUUGACUUGGAGAAAGUCCGGGCUUAUCGAUUUGCCCCUUCGCGUGGAAUGCAGGCAGUGGCAGCGCCGGAAUACCAGCGUAUUGAGGUUGACUUCUCCCUCUCCCACGAGAAUCUUGAUCUCGGUCUUGGACCUACUGCUGCCCGACCAGCCCGCUACCAUCUCCCGGAGGAGGAAAUUGCUCUUGGACCUGCCUGUUGGCUUUGGGAUUACCUCCGUCGCUCGAAGGCCGCUGGAUUCUUUGUCCCACUGUCUGGCGGAAUUGAUAGUUGUGCUACCGCUACAAUCGUCUACUCCAUGUGUCGCCUGGUCAUUGCCGCAAUCAAAGAUGGUAAUGAAGAGGUGAUCGCCGAUGUCAAACGUAUUGCAGCGUACUCGGAAAAGUUGCCUGAGACAGCCGAGGAGUUGUGUAACCAAAUUUUCUGCACCUGUUACAUGGGAAUGGAGAACCAGAGCAGCAAGGAAACACGGGACCGCUCGAAGGCACUCUCUGAGCGUAUCGGUUCGUAUCAUACUGAUGUCAAUAUUGAUGAUAUGUUCCACUCUACAAAGAACAUUCUCACCCAGGCUACGGGCUUUACGCCAAAGUUCAAGGUCCAUGGUGGCUCUCAAACAUCCAAUCUUGCUCUGCAGAAUAUUCAGGCACGAUCGCGCAUGGUUCUUGCUUACUAUUUUGCUCAGGAAUUGUGUGAAGUUCGAGGACGGCCCAAAGGCGGCUCUUUGCUGGUGCUUGGAAGUUCCAAUGUUGAUGAAUGUCUUCGUGGAUAUCUGACCAAAUACGACUGCUCUUCCGCUGACAUCAACCCCAUUGGUUCGAUCAGUAAGGUCGAUUUGAAAAGAUUUAUUGGUUGGGCCUCGAAGGAUUUCGAUAUGCCAAUCCUGGUCGAUUUCCUAGACGCCAUCCCGACGGCAGAACUGGAGCCUAUUACGGCGAACUACGUGCAAAGCGACGAGGUGGACAUGCAGAUGACCUACGCAGAACUUUCUCGCUUUGGAUACCUGCGCAAAGUGGAUCAUCUUGGACCAUAUGGAAUGUUCCUCCGUCUCCUGGAUGAGUGGGGUGGUGAGGGAGAAGGGAAACUUAGCCCGGCCGAGAUUGCUCGGAAAGUGAAAUUAUUCUUUCACUUCUAUCAGAUUAACCGUCAUAAGCAGACCGUUGCCACCCCUGCCUACCACGCGGAAAGUUACAGCCCGGAUGAUCAUCGAUUUGAUCUGAGACCGUUUGUCUACCCUCCUGGAUUUGAGAGUUGGUCAUUUAAGAAAAUCGAUGUGCGGGUGGAGGCCUUAGCACAGAGACAGAAGCAAAGACAGGGAUCCACGUGA
Penicillium malachiteum is the source of this 2139-nucleotide messenger RNA. RefSeq lists its product as uncharacterized. Gene Ontology annotation, cellular component: cytoplasm. The record is from RefSeq and is a predicted model, not a curated record. Gene Ontology annotation, molecular function: glutaminase activity; ATP binding; NAD+ synthase (glutamine-hydrolyzing) activity. NCBI's taxonomy places the organism in Eukaryota, Fungi, Ascomycota, Eurotiomycetes, Eurotiales, Aspergillaceae. Gene Ontology annotation, biological process: NAD+ biosynthetic process. The transcript has 6 exons. Bases 1 to 2139 code for a protein of 712 amino acids.